UAGACUCGGGUUUACUGGAGGUUAUAUCCCCUCCCGCUUCCUAUUACCCAAAUAUGUCGUCCAUAAGGCAGACAUUAGGCGAUCCCAUCGAUAGAGUCCGCUGGAGGUCCAAACAAAACCUCGAUUUCGGGUAUCUAAUGAUGUAUUGCCAGCCAAAGGGUACAUAUUAUGUACAAUUAGAGGACGACAUACUCACAAAACCGGCGUAUUUAACAAAAAUGAAAAACUUUGCGGUAAAGGCAUCGCUUCAGAAGAAGGAAUGGCUUAUUCUGGACUUCUGCAAAAUGUUUAAAUCUGUAGACCUAUCGAUGUUUAUAAUAUUUUUCGUCAUCUUUCAUAACGACAAACCCGUGGACUGGCUGUUGGAGCACUUAAUACAAACCAAAUUGUGUCGAUUCGACAGAGAUCUCAAAGACUGUAAGAAACAGAAGGACUUGGUUUGGCUGCACCACAAGCCCUCCCUAUUCCAGCACAUCGGCACCCAUUCCAGUCUUAAGGGCAAAGUCCAGAAACUAAGGGACAGAGGCUUUGGAAAGCUGUCCCUAUAUUAUGCACAUAAAGACAAUCCGAUGGCUAUUGUCUCGACCACUUUGAAGCACUAUAAGAGUCACUCAAUAGAGCGGUGCUAUUUUGGCGAUACAUUCUUCUGGGGGAUGACACCCAAAGCCGGCGAUAAUAUUACGUUUACUUUUGAUCCUCCCAUCCCUCUCGAGAGGUAUUUCUUCCGGACGGCUAAUAGUGAACAUCCAGAGGACAAACUCAUUGACGCCACAGUAGAAGUGCUGCCGUUGUAUACAGUCUCGAAAAUACCAAACCAUUUGUCCGUCACGUCUGACGGCUAUUACGUGAUCGGAGGCUUCAGAAUCAUGAAGGGAAUGGCCAAUGGGUUCGUACCACACGUUCUCAGUCCUGUCAAACAGCUGAGGAUCAGUAUUACUGCCGAUUCUGAUCGAUGGCUUAUUAUUAAUGAGAUUUUAAUCAAAACAUUCAAAGACGAAAUCGAGACUCUAAUGAAGUGAUGAAAAUGUUUUUUGUCUGUUAUUUAUAGCAAACGAAUUGUUUUCUAUUGUUUGGUAUUAUUAGCGAAC
Messenger RNA from Oppiella nova, 1088 nucleotides. NCBI's taxonomy places the organism in Eukaryota, Metazoa, Arthropoda, Arachnida, Sarcoptiformes, Oppiidae. The record is from the annotation of a GenBank genome assembly.